Molecule: messenger RNA, 789 nt
Organism: Lotus japonicus
Lineage: Eukaryota; Viridiplantae; Streptophyta; Magnoliopsida; Fabales; Fabaceae
Exons: 4
Coding region: 1-789 (262 amino acids)
Molecular function (GO): nucleic acid binding; zinc ion binding
Source: RefSeq, a predicted model, not a curated record
AUGGCACAACAAGUUACUAACACUGCUGCACGGGAGGAAGCUGAUGCUCAACGUGCUGCUACUGCGGUUUUGGUGGCUGCCCAGAACCAAGCUGAAGAGAAUACUCGCCGUGUUCAGCGUGAGGAACGUGAACUAGCUUCUGCUCAGACCAGGGGUCUGAAUGAUUUCAAGCCUGAGUAUUGGUGGCGUGGGGCUAGAGCUAUGUUGGAGGCUGACCAACAAGCCAUCACUUGGGAGUGUUUUCGUAGAGCUUUUCUGGACAAGUACUUUCCUGUUAGUGCCAGAGCUGCUAAGGAGGCACAGUUUCUGAGGCUCCGUCAGGGGGGCAUGACCGUUGCUGAGUAUGCUGCAAAAUUGGAGUCGUUGGCGAAACAUUUUCGCUACUUUAGAGGACAGAUAAAUGAAGGCUAUAUGUGUGAGCGCUUCAUUGAUGGGCUGAGUUAUGAGCUGCAGAGGGCGGGUAGAGGGACAGCUUCUGGUUCCUUUUAUCCUACGGGUGGGAAUGCUGUUGCACCAAGACCUCUAGCAGUGAGUUUAGAGGGUGUGACUUGCUUCAAGUGCAACAAGAAGGGGCAUUAUGCUAACAACUGUAAUGAGAUGGUGUGUUGGAACUGCAACAAGUUAGGCCAUCAUUCUAGGGAUUGCCAGGCUCCUAAAGUUGAGGCUGCUGUGAAUGUUGCUGGGGCGAGGAGGCCUACUGCUGGUGGAAGAGUCUACUCGAUUACUGGAACUGAAGCUGAUGAAGACGAUGGUUUAAUCCGCAGUACCUGCGAGAUUGCGGAAAAUUAG